Molecule: messenger RNA, 1998 nt
Organism: Sphaeroforma arctica JP610
Lineage: Eukaryota; Ichthyosporea; Ichthyophonida
Exons: 2
Coding region: 1-1998 (665 amino acids)
Biological process (GO): canonical NF-kappaB signal transduction
Molecular function (GO): protein binding
Source: RefSeq, a predicted model, not a curated record
AUGACGCGGGAAGCGAAGUUAUUCAAAUAUGCUGAACGCGGAUCUGUGCGCAAAGUUCUGAAGUGUUUGGAUCGCAAACACGCAAGCUAUCGUAUUGACGAUCAAGACCGGGAUGGCUACACCUGCUUGCACUAUGCCGCUCGGUGGGGCCAUUCAGAUCUUGCCCGGGCGCUGCUUAAGCGCAAAGCGAAUCCCAAUAUACAGACAGACGAUGACAAGGAUACCCCUCUGCAUAUGGCGCUUGUCUAUCACCAUAAUUCGGUCGCAGAGCUCUUAGUAUGUAAUAGGAGCGUACAUACAGACCUGCCCAAUACAAACGGAACGGUGUGUGAUGCACUGCUUGGUCCAGAGCUAUCAUAUCUCAAGCGAUCGCGCAGUACUGCGAACGGUGCUACAGUCGGACAAACACGCCAAUAUGUAAAAUCAAAUAGACCUGAUAAGAGACGUAGAUCUGUCGACAGUAGCACAGAAGGCGUUGGGGAAAGUUCACGCGAAGGUGGCAGCCACAAAGAGCUGCAUAGCGUAUCCCGACUGGACACCAGACAUGGGAGGAGAAGCAAACGUAGAGUGAGUGAUUCGCGGUCUGAGCACGAUGAGUCGGCUUACCAUAAGGGACCUACGAGUAAUAUUGACAGCGACCGUUCCGGUAGUGUAGGCAGAUCUCGAUCUCGAAGAUCCAAACACCCCGCACCACUACGGGCACGCGCACAAGGAGGUACAAGACCUACUAGCAAUCCACCAUUAGAUUCGUCACGGGAUAAGUCAUCACCGAACACUUCACCUGUGAUCUAUUCAGCAUACAACUCGCCUCCAGCGGCUUGCUUGGAUACAAACGACAAGCGGCGACACAGUGCGCAGUCAUGUGGACAAUACAGUUCAGACACAACCCGUGAACGAGACUCUGAGUGGACUCAACAGGACUGGGAGGAGGACUUGAAAGAGACUGAGGCACGCCGUUUUGCCGAGGACAAACGCCGGUUAGACGAGGAGAGGUAUUACGAAGCCUUAGAACGCGAGUUCAAAGACGACGAUUAUGUGGGGAGACUGGACAAGUCGCCGACAGAGGUAGCGCAACAGAGGAACAGGCAGGACUGGCAUGAGAAGUUGAUGUUCGAGAUGGGGCAUGAUUAUAAUGCUGAACCCGGUUUUCGUGGAAUGGAUGCGUAUGAGGAGGGUUAUACGGGGUCAGCGGGAACGCACGCGGAAACAGGCGCGGAUGAUUGGAUGGAGGCAAUCAUAGAAGAGAGACGCCAGAAAAUGCAGCGUGUGCGGGACGCGGAACAGCGCGAGAAAGCCAGAUUUGCUAAUCGGAAGCGUGGUGCUGGUAUUGGACAUGCCAAUAGUGGUGAGGAUGAGUCCGUACACGACGGUGGAGGUGUGGACGAUAGAGAGCGUGAAAGUAAGCGUAGACGCGAAGAAUCGGACCGGAUCAUCCGUGAACAGGAGGCAGAGACAUUAAAGAAACGUCAAGGAAUGUGCGCGGAGCUCAGAUUGGACUACGAGCGCAGGUGGAAUGAGUUUGUUAAUAGGAAUAGCGUGACAGUCUCAGUCAGAGUACAACACUCUUUGGCCACGGACACUACGCCUGACGUCCCAGCGACAGAUGCUCAUGUCGGUGCGCGAAAGGCAAAUGUAGGUGCAAAACAGAAUGCUUCCGAAGCUGAAACGAAGUUGCUCACCUACGACAGCAUUCCCUGGCCUUAUGUUGAUCCUAUAGACACGCCUCUCGAGAUGACAAAGCGGAAACAGAAAUCUGCUCGUGCACCUCAAGCGUCACCUGCGAUGCAAAACGAAAAGCUGAUGGAGAUGGAAAAGGCUAUACUUGUGAUGGGUGUGAGUAAGAUUGAGGGAGCGGAAAAGCACAAGUCUCGUAUCAGGUUGGAACAGCGACGGUGGCAUCCGGACAAAUGGCCAGAGGCACUGCUGAAUCUAGCUGAUAGGGACAGGGUGCUACAACGUGUGAAACAAAUUGCUCAGAUGUUGAAUUCCGAGGCGUGA